This is a messenger RNA of Miscanthus lutarioriparius, 615 nucleotides long. The record is from the annotation of a GenBank genome assembly. Lineage: Eukaryota; Viridiplantae; Streptophyta; Magnoliopsida; Poales; Poaceae.
AUGGCCACCGCGAGUGCGAUGACGGGGCACCAGCAGCUCCCUCGCCGGCCCGCGUCGUGCUCCAACUCCAAGCAGAACCGGGCCAGCAAGAGCAAGCCGCCGGUGGUGAUCGCGCACGAGUGCCCCAGCGCGAUGCGUGCCCACGUGGUGGAGGUGCCCGCGGGGCGCGACGUGCUGUCGUGCGUCUCCGCGUUCGCGCGGCGUGGGCGGCGCGGCGCGCUGGUGCUGGGCGCGGCCGGGCACGUCACGGACGUGGUGCUCCGGGAGCCCGCGCUGGUGCUCCGCGGCACCAUGGAGAUACUGAGCCUGGCCGGCUGCUUCUUCCCGUUCCCGGGGCCUGGGUCGGCGGCAGCCACGGGGACGGCGGUGUUCCUGGCGGGGCCGCGGGGCAGCGUGCUGGGCGGCGGCGUUGCGCUGGGAGGGCUGGUGGCCGCAGGGCCGGUGGUGGUCAUGGUGGCCACGUUUGUAGCGGCGGCGCUGGACAGGCUGCCGUUGGCCAAGGGGCAGGAGGCCGGGAAGGCUCAGCAGGGCUGUGACGUGCAUGGACACCACCGGGCGUGCAGCUGGGCGGCAGUGUGCCGAAAGCAGCAGCAGCAGCUUGGCGCCAAUAGCUGA